Didymosphaeria variabile is the source of this 1014-nucleotide messenger RNA. RefSeq lists its product as uncharacterized. Gene Ontology annotation, molecular function: aldose reductase (NADPH) activity. The record is from RefSeq and is a predicted model, not a curated record. The transcript has 2 exons. NCBI's taxonomy places the organism in Eukaryota, Fungi, Ascomycota, Dothideomycetes, Pleosporales, Didymosphaeriaceae. Gene Ontology annotation, cellular component: cytosol. Bases 1 to 1014 code for a protein of 337 amino acids.
AUGAAUCCUUCUCUCGGAAACUUCAUUCUUAAGCUCUCUCCCAGAGACAUCUUCAACCCCAAGCCCACUAUGAACACUGCGAUUCCCCUGAACACUGGCGCCACGAUCCCCGCACUGGGACUGGGAACAUGGCAGUCUGCGCCAGGCGAAGUCAAGAAGGCGGUUAUCCACGCGAUUGAGGGCGGCUACAGACACAUUGACUGCGCAUACUGCUACCAGAAUGAGGACGAGGUGGGCGAGGCGCUGCAGGACGUCAUCUCGCGGGGCAUCGUCAAGCGUGGAGACCUCUUCAUCACAAGCAAGCUGUGGUGUACUUUCCAUACGCGUGCUGAGGAGGGCCUGCAGAAGAGCUUGGAUCUGUUGAAGACUCCUUACGUAGACCUGUACCUCAUGCACUGGCCUGUACCUAUGAAUCCUAAGGGUAACCACCCCCUCUUCCCCAAACUCGAAGACGGCUCCCGCGACAUCGACCACAGCAUCACUCACAUCGAUACAUGGAAGAACCUCGAAUCUCUAAUCAAGUCCCGUCCCGACAAAGUCAAAGCCAUCGGCGUUGCAAAUUACUCUGUCAAGUACCUCGAGAAGCUGCUCGCUCAGUCCACCAUUACGCCCGCGGCGAAUCAGAUCGAGAACCACCCGUUGCUGCCCCAGCAGGAAGUCGUGGACUUCUGCAAGGAGAAGGGGAUUCACAUCACCGCAUACAGCCCGCUCGGAUCCACUGGCUCGCCGCUAUUCAAAGAUGAGGGUGUCCUGGAGGUCGCGAAGAAGCACAACGUCGGCCCUGGAACGGUGCUGCUUAGCUACCACCUGGCGCGCGGCUCGUCGGUCCUGGCAAAAUCUGUCACGCCCAGCCGUAUUGAUGAGAACCGCAACCUCAUCCAGUUGAGUGCGUCGGAUUUGGAUGCUCUCGAGGCGGUUCACAAGAAGAACGGCGUGCAGCGCUUUGUGUAUCCGCCGUUUGGCGUCAAUGCUGGGUUCCCGGAUAAGCCUGAUGGCAUUGAUCUCAGUGGUUGA